AUGCCUGCAAAACAGAGGUCUGGAGACGAUAUGAGAACUGGGUAUGAGCGCGGUUUAAUCCUUUCCUGUUGCCGAGGAACGCCACAGAGAAACCUAACAGAGACUGUCGACGCCAAAAUGGCGGACGGAAGGGAUGAGCUAAGUUUUCUACCGAAUGUGAAAGCCAGCGCUUGCAAACAGGAAAAGAAGACUAAACGGGUAGGAUUAAAAAAUCUCCAAAGACCUUUAGUACUCCCAAGCUUGGAACUCAGCACUGUUGACUUGCAAUUAGUGAGUAGCUUGUUCUCUCACAAGCAGAUAUGCAAAAAAGUUUGCGAGUGGUUUACAGACUGGAGGUCGUGGCAACAACGGAUCCUAUUGUGCGGCGUCUCUGAAAAGUGUACGAAAGGUCAAUUACAGGCGUUUGUGACGACGCUUGAGCCAGUGUUUCACAGGGAUUUUACGACUCGGCUGAAAGGGAUUUAUCCAACUGCUCGUAUUCAGGCGCGAUUGGUUCACACAGGCCCUGCUCCAAGCUUUAGCGCAGAAGAAUUGAAAAAUGCCCUUCAGCCAUCGCAGGAAGUAGAUCGGGUGAAUUCUUUAACCACGGUUGGCGAGGAAGAUAAACUCAAAGACAAGGAUGUUGACAGUUUUCAGAGCGAAUCAGGAGGAUUUCAUGAUCAGAAUAGUAGUAUGAAUCUUACCGCAGACCAUAGGACCGUGGGGAUCCCUGAGGGGAGUGUUGAUUCCCCUCACAGCCCUGAUGGGGGUACAGCUUUGACAGCUACAACUCAUUCUAUAAAACCAGCUGCUGGCAUGGAAGAAAACCACCGGCAUGAACACGCCCCACCAUUUAUAAGGAGAGUUAGUACACCAAAUUUUUUCCCACACUUCAAUCAUAAACAGCUUGGCCACAUGAGAACCACCCCAAAGACUGGAGAUAAAAAUAAGCUCUACGGGCAUGCACCAGUUACAUUCAAACACGAUAAAUGGUGGAAAGGCUACAAAGGAGGCCAUCUGAUCAAGCCAAGAAGGAGCAAACUUUCAAAUCAUUUUAAAUCUCAACUCAGUCAGAUUCAUCAGUGGCUGGAUGAAUGGCCAACUUAUAAGAGAUUAGAGCUAUUAUCAGAGGUGGUGAAGUGCUGUGAUGAAGAAUCUCUAAAUUUCUUCGCACAGUGUCUAACCCAGAGACUCAGAGAUACAACAGAUCUAAACUGUGUCCCAGACAAUGUCCUGCUCUAUGUCUUUUCUUUUUUAAAUGUUAGAAGCUUGUGUCAAAGUUCUCAGGUUUGUUAUCGUUGGAGAUUCUUAACAAAUGACAGCAGACUUUGGAAAGCUAAAAUUGCUUCACUGGGGGCCUCUGAAGGAAUUUCAAACUUAACUGAAAAGAUUGAAGUCCUUGGUCAUGGUCACGCUGUGGAUUGGAAACAAGCUUAUAGAGAAGUACAAAAUUACUACAAGGAUCUAGCCUCGGUGAAAUUAGAGGAAGAGGAUGAGGAAGAGUUUAAAGAGAAGUUAGAAGCUGCCGGACAGGAGGAAAAGAAGCAGUCAAGAGUAACUGAAUUGCCACCCGAGCCCAUUGACAAAGAUGAGUUAAAGAAAGUGCAGAGUGAUGUUGCUGAACUUUUGAUAUCUCAAAUGAUGGAGGACAUUGGACCCGCUCAGUCUGCCCCGGCUGCUGAUCAAAAGGAGCAUGGUGACGAGUUUGCAGCAGCAGCAGACUUUGAUGGAAAUGAUCUCACAGGUGGCAACCUCAAGCUCCUGACACGCAGUUUGAAGGCACUGGCUCAGGAUGGCGGAGAGAAAUCUGAAGAUUUGGAAGUUGCAUUGGAUGUACGGCCUAUUCUUGUGCAAGCAUCUAACUUAUUGGAAAGUGAUGGAGAAAGAGGCAGGCAUAAAUUUCGUUAUCUCUCACUUGCAGUUCAAGGUGUUUUAGCUGUCCGAAGAGUACGGAGAUUGCAGGGACAUAUGGACGCCAUACUCUGCUUACAGUUCGACAAAACAAGGAUUAUUACCGGCUCUGCAGACCGCACAAUACGAGUAUGGGAUGUGAGAAGCGGGCGAGGUAUUCACAAGCUAAAAGGCCACAAGGGUGGAGUGCGAUGUCUGCAGUUUGACGAUGAAAAAAUCAUCAGCGGCUCGUGGGAUAUGACCAUCAUGGUUUGGCACAUUGUUAAGUUCCACAGAUUGAAAGUACUCUAUGGGCAUUCUGGAUGCGUUUCCAGCUUGCAGUUUAAUGGAAAAAUCCUAGUGAGUGGGUCACAUGACCGUACCCUCCGCAUUUGGAGCACAGACACAUGGGAAUGCGAAUCCGUAAUUGAAGGACACGAAGGAGCUGUUACGUGUCUUCAGCUAAAUGGAGAUUACCUUGUCAGCGGUUCCACUGAUAGGACGUUAAAAUUGUGGGACAUAAAGACAAGAGAGUGUCUUCAUACAUUGGAAGGACAUAGAGACGCUGUUCUGGCUGCAACGGUGCUUGGUAAGCUAGUGAUCAGUGGGUCAGCGGACGGCAUGAUAAUGUUCUGGAACCUGGAAACGGGAAACUGUGAAGCUGCCAUUCAGGGUCACGAGGGCCCAGUCCACUCUCUGGAUUACAAUGGUCAUCAACAUUUCUUCUCAUCGGGAGGGGAUCAUUUAUUGAAGGAGUGGGACGUAAGUACUUGUACGUGUCUACGAUCGUUACAGGGACACAAAGGGCCUGUGUUCUGUGUUAAGGCUGCACCGCACAGGGUUGUCUCCUGCUCUGCUGACGGAUUUGCGAGGAUCUGGGACCUUGUUAGUUUGCCCGAAGGAAAGGGUCAGAGUAAGGCAAUUGCUUUUCAAGGAAACGUUAUCACACCAACCAGAGUUGAAGAAAAUUCUCUCUAGACUGCUUUAAAAUAGAUAUUGGCUUUAAAUUAUGUCCAUUUUGACGCGGUUUUGCACCAAUAAUUUGCUUAAGACUUUGACUAUGGAAAAAUUAACACGUGUUUACGUCAAGGUUAUUGAUUUCACAAAUAGUCGUGACGCAGGUACUCUGCUUGGUUGCUGUGCAACUUUGUGGUAAACUAACAAGGAAACAAACAAACAACGCUUGGCUGCUUCCUCGCCUUUUGAACUGUUUUAGAGUGGUUUUUCGCUGAACUGUUUUAGACUAAUUCACAUUAAGCGCUCGGCACACGGUUUUUUCUAAGAAAACACUGUAAUUAGUUAGAUAAAUUACAAAAGUAUGAGUGGAAUUCCAGAUGCUAAAAGAAUUUGCACCGAAGUCUCAGCCAGGAGAUAAGAUAAACAAUUUUGAUGCCCGGGGGACGUUUACACAGGAAUACACACACAUGACGAAAUUAUCAAAAUUCUUAAAAUUUCAGAUGUUAAUAGCGAGAUAUUCUUUAUCGGGUCAGGGGAGGAAAUAUGGAAAUUGUUUCCAUUUGUUUAGAUUUUUUCUUCUCAUAAACUAAGUAUUAUUAAAAUAAGAAUUAUAAACAUUCGAGUGAAUUAAAAACAUGUUGUCAAUAGCAACAUA
Stylophora pistillata is the source of this 3481-nucleotide messenger RNA. RefSeq lists its product as uncharacterized. Gene Ontology annotation, cellular component: nucleus. Gene Ontology annotation, molecular function: protein binding. The record is from RefSeq and is a predicted model, not a curated record. NCBI's taxonomy places the organism in Eukaryota, Metazoa, Cnidaria, Anthozoa, Scleractinia, Pocilloporidae.